Penicillium cataractarum is the source of this 651-nucleotide messenger RNA. Its product is annotated as ETC complex I subunit. Lineage: Eukaryota; Fungi; Ascomycota; Eurotiomycetes; Eurotiales; Aspergillaceae. The coding region runs from base 1 to 651 and encodes 216 amino acids. The transcript is spliced from 3 exons. Gene Ontology annotation, biological process: electron transport chain. The record is from RefSeq and is a predicted model, not a curated record.
AUGUCGCUCUUCCGAAUUGGAGGCGCCGUUGGCCUCCGUGCGACUCGAAUUGCCGCACCUGUCAAUGUCCGCUUCGUCUCCGGUGUCGCCAAGGGAGAGAUCAAGACCAGCCCGGCCGAUGCUCCCACCACGCCCAACAGGGACAGCUCGUUGAUCAACAAGCAGAGCCCCUCGGAGGCAAUGACCCGUCACCAGCCUGAUUAUGAGGCUACCAUUGACCAUGCUACCUCUCAAUUCUCCCCCGUUCCCAAGCGCGUGAUGGAUGGCAGCGAGCCCGGCCCUGCUCUGCCCGCUGCAGUUCUCUCUGGAGCUCCUACCGAUCUCCAGGCCCGCACCGUCAGAAUCUACCGCCCCACAAAGCCUGCUACCCAGUCUGGUACCUGGCACGGACACCACUGGCGCAUGGACUGGGACAUUCUGCAGAAGGGUCACCGGUGGGAGAACCCCCUCAUGGGCUGGCAGUCUUCCGCAGAUGCCAUGCAGGGCACCAACCUCAAGUUCAAGAGCAAGGAGGAUGCCAUUGCCUUUGCCCAGAAGCAGGGCUAUGAAUACUUUGUGCAGGAGCCUAAUGAGCGCCGGUUCGUGCCCAAGGCUUAUGCCAACAACUUCCUUCACGAGUCGGGGAAGCUCAAGCACAUCAAGACCAAGUGA